This is a messenger RNA of Acaulospora morrowiae, 513 nucleotides long. The record is from the annotation of a GenBank genome assembly. Lineage: Eukaryota; Fungi; Glomeromycota; Glomeromycetes; Diversisporales; Acaulosporaceae.
AUGAGCUGUUUGAUGAGGAAUGAGCCAACAAGUGAUUCGGAUUCCAAUAAUGAGAGGUGGUUUGAAGAAGCAGGACCCGCAGUGUAUUUUGCUCAGAUAGGAGAACUAGCAUCACUAACGGAAACAGAAGUAAGCAAAAAAGGUAAUAAUGAAAGAAACAACAACACAAGAAUCAGCCUGGAGAGAAUCAAAGAUGAAGCACUGACAGAAACAACACCAAUCGAGAAGCUCCCAACACCAAUAAAGGUUUCGCAAGAAAGAGAAAUAGAAGAAAGAUUUGAAAUGCUGAAGAUGAAUAACGAACUUGAAGAAGAACAAGUAAGACAAGUGAAGGCAGUGUUGAAGCAAGGGCAAGACGUGUUUGCACAAUCUGUAUUAAAGUUGGGCUGUACUGAUGUAGUCGAACAUGUAAUCGAUACCGGCGAGGCAGCUCCAAUCAAGCAAAAUGUAUACCGGACUGCCCCAGAUAUAAGAGAAUUUAUUCAAAAAGAAAUAGCUCAUCUAGAAGAAUGA